UGACGUCGUCGACAGAGUUGACGUUUCACAAACAUGGCGUCGCAGCAGAAUGAAGUUGAUGAGCUGUUCGAUGUAAAAAAUGCCUUUUACAUCGGCAGUUAUCAACACUGCAUUAACGAAGCCCAAAAAGUAAAGACACCAGGGCCAGAAAAGGAAGCAGAGAAGAACAUUUUCCUGUACAGAGCAUAUAUUGCUCAGAGGAAGUAUGCUGUGGUUCUGGAUGAAAUAAAGCCCAGCGCCUCUGAGGAGAUGCAGGCCGUUAGGAUGUUUGCCGAGUACCUGUCCGAUGUAGGCAAGAGGGAUGCAAUUGUGGCAGAACUGGACAAAAAGAUGGCUAAGAGUGUUGAUGUUUCCAACACCACCUUCCUGCUGAUGGCGGCCUCCAUCUAUCUGCAUGAGAUGAACACAGAUGCUGCGUUACGUACCCUGCACCAGGGAGAGAGUCUGGAGUGCAUGGCCAUGACUGUCCAGGUACUUCUGAAGUUGGACAGAGUUGAUAUGGCAAGAAAGGAGCUAAAGAAGAUGCAAGACCAAGAUGAAGAUGCCACUUUGACUCAGCUUGCUACAGCCUGGGUCAACCUUGCCAUGGGGGGUGAGAAAUUGCAGGAUGCGUUCUACAUCUUCCAGGAAAUGUCAGACAAGUACUCGCCCACACUGCUGCUGCUGAACGGUCAGGCUGCCAGUCACAUGGCUCAGAAUAAGUGGGAUGAGGCUGAGUCAGUACUACAGGACGCUCUGGACAAAGACAGCAGCCACCCGGAGACACUCAUCAACCUCAUUGUGUUGACGCAGCAUUUGGGCAAACCUCCUGAGGUGACAAAUCGAUAUUUGUCUCAACUGAAAGAUGCACACAAGUCACAUCCUUUUAUUAAGGAUUAUCUUGCUAAGGAGAAUGAAUUUGACAGACUUGCCAUGCAAUACGCACCCAGCGCCUGAAAGAAGUAUGGUUCCUAUUUAUGUCUCCUACGCUGCAACACAAUGUUAGUUCCUGUCUUCUAUUUUUCAAUGCCUUUAAACAAACUCAUUUUGAUGCUCUACAAACAUUCCUGUAUCAUGGUUAAAUAAAAAUGUUUAUCUUA
Messenger RNA from Pimephales promelas (fathead minnow), 1079 nucleotides. It is a transcript of the gene cope, whose product is annotated as COPI coat complex subunit epsilon. The record is from RefSeq and is a predicted model, not a curated record. Gene Ontology annotation, biological process: retrograde vesicle-mediated transport, Golgi to endoplasmic reticulum; endoplasmic reticulum to Golgi vesicle-mediated transport; intra-Golgi vesicle-mediated transport. Lineage: Eukaryota; Metazoa; Chordata; Actinopteri; Cypriniformes; Leuciscidae. Gene Ontology annotation, cellular component: COPI vesicle coat. Gene Ontology annotation, molecular function: structural molecule activity; protein binding.